Papaver somniferum (opium poppy) is the source of this 1983-nucleotide messenger RNA. RefSeq names its product ethanolamine-phosphate cytidylyltransferase-like. The record is from RefSeq and is a predicted model, not a curated record. The coding region runs from base 357 to 1613 and encodes 418 amino acids. Gene Ontology annotation, biological process: phosphatidylethanolamine biosynthetic process. Gene Ontology annotation, molecular function: ethanolamine-phosphate cytidylyltransferase activity. The transcript has 9 exons. NCBI's taxonomy places the organism in Eukaryota, Viridiplantae, Streptophyta, Magnoliopsida, Ranunculales, Papaveraceae. Gene Ontology annotation, cellular component: cytoplasm.
CUAACAAAAUCAAACGGUCAAAAACUCAAUCUUUUUUAAUUUCCACGAAGAAGUCUUUCAUUUUCAGCAAGUAUGAAUAAGAUCACCUAAAACUAUCAACCGUCUCUAAACGUGCCACUGCAUCGAAUCUCACUUUCACCCUCCCCCCUUUAAUCUUUCUCUCUGCAAAUUUCCAUUUAAUAUCUCUCUUUUGAAAACACCAGUUUCAUUUUCUCCAUAACCCUUUUUUGGAUUCAUUGAUCCAAGAUAAUACCUUGAUAAUUAGAUGAAAUCAAAUCAAUGAAACCCUAGGAACCAUUUCAUUUCAUUUUUAUUUAUUUUUUGGUUUUUUUUGAGGUGGUAUAGGUUUAGUUACAAUGGGUUUUGAAUUGGGGCAUCCAGAAAAUUUACAGAAUCCGAGAUUUAUUGCGACAUGUUUAGUAGGUGGGAUUGUUAUUGGGGUAUCUGUGUUAGGGUUCUAUUGUGGCUAUCCAUUACCUUCACUGGGUAUUAUUAGGAGGAAGAAAAAGAGACCUGUGAGAGUUUAUAUGGAUGGUUGUUUUGAUAUGAUGCAUUAUGGUCAUUGUAAUGCUUUACGUCAAGCUCGUGCCCUAGGUGAUGAAUUGGUUGUUGGUGUUGUUAGUGAUGCUGAAAUUAUUGCUAAUAAAGGUCCUCCUGUUACUCCCCUUCAUGAGAGGAUGAUCAUGGUUAGUGCUGUCAAAUGGGUGGAUGAAGUCAUUCCUGAUGCCCCUUAUGCAAUUACUGAAGAAUUUAUGAAAAGACUAUUUACUGAGUAUAACAUAGACUACAUCAUUCAUGGAGAUGAUCCUUGCCUUCUUCCUGAUGGAACUGAUGCUUAUGCGCUUGCUAAGAAGGCAGGUCGUUAUAAGCAGAUCAAGCGCACUGAAGGAGUGUCAAGCACGGACAUUGUUGGUCGUAUGCUUCUUUGUGUUAGAGAGAGAUCUGUUAGUGAUACUCAUAACCGUUCGUCCCUACAAAGGCAAUUCAGCCACGGGAAAAGUCAAAAGUUUGAAGAUGGUGUAUCUGGCAUCACCCGAGUUUCCGAAUUCUUACCAACAUCUCGCAGGAUUGUGCAAUUCUCGAAUGGAAAGGGGCCAGGUCCAGAUGCUCGUAUAGUUUAUAUAGAUGGUGCAUUUGAUCUUUUCCAUGCUGGGCAUGUAGAGAUACUAAGGAUUGCUCGUGGGCUUGGAGAUUUUCUACUUGUCGGAAUUCACACCGAUCAAACAGUCAGUGAGCAUAGAGGAGCACAUCGUCCGAUAAUGAAUCUUCAUGAGAGAAGCCUGAGUGUUUUGGCUUGCAGAUACGUAGAUGAGGUGAUUAUUGGCGCUCCAUGGGAAGUAUCAAAAGAUAUGAUUACAACCUUUAACAUCUCAUUAGUUGUCCACGGCACAAUUGCGGAGAAUAAGGAUAUUGAGAAGGGGACUAGCAAUCCAUAUGUUAUUCCGACAAGUAUGGGUGUCUUUCAGUUACUUGAAAGCCCUUUGGAAAUCACAACUAGCACAAUAAUUAAAAGGAUCGUGUCAAAUCAUGAGGCAUAUCAGAUACGUAAUGAGAAGAAGGCAGCGAGUGAGAAGAGGUACUAUGAAGGUAAGACACAUGUGACUGGUGACUGACUUUAAAGGCGACCCAGAUAGACUUGCCUUUUGUUUUGGGCCUCGGCAGGUAACCCCACUACGGCAGCUGGGGGUUACUUUGUAGGAUUUUCUCGUUCCUGGCCAGCACAGCAGCAGUUGAGGAUAUAGAGAGUUAUAGUAGAAUAUGAGUCCAUUGAAGCCUUUUCCUUCCAACAUGUACUUAAAUCUUUCUCCAAGAUUGUUGGUUGUGUUAAUUUUGUUUCUUAGAUUAGUAUUUUUGUACUGCCCCAACUUUUUUUAUCUAUUUUAAACUUACUGUCACUGUAAACUUUCUAUGAGCACAAGUGGGAGAGUAGUAAUGCAAAAACACACGAUAUUUAUAAAUAAUUUUUUGAGUUCCCUUUUUCAA